GACCCUCCCAAUAUGGCGGACAUGUUAGCGUCUCGCUGAUGCCCUGUGUGGGCGGGACUUCCUGGUGUUCUACUCCGUGAUUGGCGGCUCCAGCCUCUGACCCCAGUGCGCAGACUCGUGCUUCUCUCCGGUACAAUGGCGGCAGUUGGAGCGCCGUCCUCCGUGUUUUCUCGGGUUUCUGUCCACGGAGCAGCAGCGGGAGAGUUAAUAAAGCUGUAAGACAGAAACAGCAGCAGUUGGUGAACUCUGGAAAGAAGAGAAACGGUUUGAGGCUCAGCUGGAACUGCUCAGUAACUGUUAAAGGAAAGUUUGGAGAGAGAAAAGCUAGCAGAGAUGUGGAGGCAGCAGGUCAGACAGCGACUGGAUGCAGCAGAGGAGCAGAGACACGAAAUACUGGAUGCUGCUUUCAGCCCCGAACAUCGGCUGCACACAUCAGAGCUGCCUGCAGAUGUUCAGCAGGUUCUGCUGGUUAAAGAAGAACCGAGUCCUGAUCUGGACCAGAACCAUCCAGAACCCGUCCACAUGAAGGAGGAAGAGGAGGAACCCUGGAGCAGCCAGCAGGGGGAGCCGCUCAGCGUGAAGGAGGAGGCUGAUGCCUCCAGGUCUCCAGUCAUUGCUGUUCUCAUAAAGAGCGAAGAUGAUGAAGAGGAACCUCUGAUCUCUCAUCUUCAUCAAACAGAAGAUGAAGAACUGCCAAGCAGCAGCUCAGCUCAGCGGAUGAAGGCAACAACUGAAGGAGAGGAAGAUGCAGAAGAUGUGAACACUCCUAGAGACGCCACCGACUCUUCAGAGUCUGAGGUCACUGAUGAUGGAGAGGAUGAUGAUGUGGAGCAGCCUGACUCAGGGUCUGAAACUGAAGACAGUGAUGAUGAGUGGAAGGACAGCAGGACUCCUGAUUCAGGGGUCAACAGAUCCCUGAGCUGCUCUGAAUGUGGCCAGCAGUUUAACAACAAGCGCUCUCUUCAGAGUCACAUGGCCGAUCAUUCAGCACCAACGUCUUCAAGCUCAGCCAGUGAGGUCCAGGCAGGUCUGAAGCUGUAUGGUUGUCCUGACUGCGGUAAAUGUUUCAACAAGAAGGAUUAUCUCAACAAACACAUGAAAUACCACACAGGAGAGAAACCCUACGGGUGUGAUGUUUGUGAACAAAGAUUCAGAGUUAAGUCUAAAUUAAAUCGACACAUGAAAAUUCACACAGGAGAAAAACCAUUUAGUUGUGAGGUUUGUGAACAAAAAUUUAGAGUUAAAUCAAGUUUAAACAGACACAUCAGAGUCCACACAGGAGACAAACCAUUUAGCUGUGACUUUUGUGGGCGAAAAUUUCGUAAUAAGUCAACUUUAAACAAUCACAUCAGAAUUCAUGCUGGAGAAAAAGCAUUUAUUUGUGAUGUUUGUGAACAGAAGUUCAGGUUAAAAUCAACUUUAAAAAGUCACAUGAAAGUUCACACAGGAGACAAACCAUUUAUUUGUGAUGUUUGUGGGCAAAGAUUUAUCGGAAAGUCUGCUUUAAACCGCCACAUGGCAAUCCACACAGGAGAUAAACCAUUUGGUUGUGAUGUCUGUGGGAAAAGAUUCAGUGAAAAUUCUCAUUUAAACUGCCACAUGAGAAUCCACACAGGAGACAAACCGUUUAGUUGUGAUGUUUGUGAGCAAAGAUUUCGAUUCAAGUCAAAUCUAAACAGACACGUGAAAAGUCACACAGGAGAAAGACCUUUUGGAUGUGACGUUUGUGGACGAAGAUUUUUUCAGAAGUCUGCUUUAAAUGGUCACAUGACAAUCCACAGACGAGAUAAACCAUUUGGUUGUGAUGUAUGUGGUCGAAGAUUUACUGCAAAACCCACCUUAAAAAAUCACAUGAGGAUCCACACUGGAGGAGAAACUGCUUAGGGAAUAAGAAAUGCUUGUUCUGCCCUUCAAGAACGGGCUCUCUCUGGGUACUCCCAUGGUCUAAAAACAUGGCUACCCGUCUCUCUAAACUGCCUUUGUGUCCGCACACUUUAUGUUCUUUGUAUAGACAAUAAUGGACAGAUAUGGAAAAAGCCACGCAGUAGACGAACAGGAUUUAUCGAGUCUCAUGGCAGUUCAGGCUGUAAAAAAUCACAUGUAGAUCCACAAAGGAAGAAUUAUAAAUAUUAAGACAAUGCAGGAAUGUUCACCCUUUGUUAAACCAACAGAAGUAUUUUGUGAUGCAGGUUAUUGAUUGAGUUGAACUAAAGUUGAUUGAUCUCAUUGAUAGACUAUCAGAGUGAUGAUUUUCUUAAAAUCCUGAGUUUUGCCUUGAAGAGGCUGAGCUGUCUUUCCUUCCAUCAAGGGCUACAUGUUCAUAAAAUACUGAAUUAAAAAAGGAACGUCAUAUAUAUUUUAACAUUUUUUGUGUGAAACACUGACUGAAUAAACAGAAAUUUUUAUGUCUCACAUUAUUAAAUUUAGGCAAUUUAGACUCAUAAAAUAUUACAGAACUUGAACCUGUUUUAUUUCUGAUCAAGGGAGGAAAUCCAUUUGAUUAUUGGGGGCAAAUUGUUUAAGAGCAGCAAAGUUACAGCGAAACGUAACGUGAAAUAUGGUGUAAAACGUUUUAAUGUGUCCAAGCUGUAAGUGGUGCUGAUGCUUAACAUGUUUUUCUCAGUAAACUAAAAUGUAAAUGUCUAGUUUGGUUCAGAGUCACUGAUAUAAUCUCUGCUACACCUUUAUGAAAAUGUAAAGCUCUAAAUAAAAACCAGUUUUAA
Xiphophorus couchianus (Monterrey platyfish) is the source of this 2723-nucleotide messenger RNA. Its product is annotated as gastrula zinc finger protein XlCGF57.1-like. Lineage: Eukaryota; Metazoa; Chordata; Actinopteri; Cyprinodontiformes; Poeciliidae. The transcript is spliced from 3 exons. The coding region runs from base 334 to 1884 and encodes 516 amino acids. Gene Ontology annotation, biological process: regulation of transcription by RNA polymerase II. The record is from RefSeq and is a predicted model, not a curated record. Gene Ontology annotation, cellular component: chromatin; transcription regulator complex; PcG protein complex. Gene Ontology annotation, molecular function: RNA polymerase II cis-regulatory region sequence-specific DNA binding; DNA-binding transcription factor activity, RNA polymerase II-specific.